ACCCAAAUCGUCUAUUAGCCAAUAUUGCACCAUUAGCAUUAAAGCUAGCUGACAUACAGACGCAAAACUGAAAGGACUUUUGGGUUGUUCAAGAAAAAAACCGGUAUGGCUGUGUCACCAGCAGUGACAACAUUGUGUGAAAAUCCAAAUGAAGUCUUUCUAGACGUUGCGAAGUUGUUACUUACAUACGCGGAUAACAUUUUAAGGUAUCCCAAUGAGGAAAAGUACAGAUCGAUCCGCAUAGGCAAUCCUACAUUCUCCACCAAGCUGUUGCCCAUCAAAGGUGCUGUGGAAUGCCUUUUUGAGAUGGGAUUUGAGGAGGCUGAGACCCAUCUGGUGUUCUCCAAGUCUGCAUCAGUGGAACAGCUGAAGCUUAUCAGGGAAUGCAUAGCAGCCGAGAGGGAUCAGAGGCUCUGUGGAGGACAGCCGCUCCAACCGACUGGUCAGGCUGCUAAAGCUUCAACCUCCGCCUCAGCCUCCCCCUCCGCACCAGAGAGCUCUGCUGCUGCCUCCAGCCAGCCAGUUUCACCACUUCCAUUACAGCCAUCAUCCUUGGAGAACAGUAUGAGCUUUUUUGUGACCCUCCAGUCAAACUUCCAGCAUGUGAUGCUGUAUGAAAACCCUGAGCUGCAGCAGAAAGCCAGGAGCCACAUCCCUCACCAGCAGCUGUCCUCUGCUGCCGAACACAAGCUGAAGGAGGCGAAAGAGGCGGAUCCAGAAUGUAAACUUGGAAUAGAAGACUUCCUGGUGCUGGAGUUGCUCAGAUGGUUCAAACAGGACUUCUUCUCCUGGGUGGACUGUCUGCCCUGCAGCGGCUGCAAAGGCCCGACCCAGAACGCCAGCUCCCUCAGUCCCAGCACCGAUGACAUCCGCUGGGGAGCCCAGCGAGUGGAGAACCACUACUGUCAGAGCUGCCGGCUCUCCACCAGAUUCCCCAGGUACAACAAUCCUGAGAAGCUUCUUGAAACCAGGAGGGGGCGCUGCGGGGAGUGGGCUAACUGUUUCACACUGUGCUGCAGAGCCCUGGGCCUUGAGGCCAGAUAUAUCUGGGACAGCACAGACCACGUGUGGACAGAGAUUUACUCUGUGUCUCAGCGCCGCUGGCUGCACUGUGACUCCUGUGAGAACGGCUGUGAUAAGCCUCUUCUGUAUGAGGUUGGCUGGGGGAAGAAACUGGCCUACGUUCUGGCUUUCUCUAAGGACCAGGUGGUUGAUGUGACGUGGAGGUAUUCCUGCAAACAUCCAGAGGUUUUGUCGAGAAGGACCAGGGUUCAGGAGGCCUGGCUGCUGCACACCAUUAAUGGGCUCAAUGCCUCGAGGCAGCAGUACCUGAGUUCGGACAGGAAGAAGGAGCUGACAGAGAGGCUGCUUGUCGAGCUGGUGGAGUUUAUUUCCCCCAAGAAACCCAAACCAGGAGAGCUGGGCGGACGCAACUCUGGCUCUCUGGCCUGGAGGACGGCACGGGGGGAGACAAGAAAGGCUGAUACAGGGACCUCCACAGAGGCUGCAGGUUAUGUGUUUACUCCUACUGAGAAAGAGAAGAGCGACCGGUUACUGCACGUGCGCUACAAUGCCGCCAAAGACCAGUACUGUCGAGUGUCCAACAACUCUGAGGUCAUUCCGAGCUGGGAUCAGUGUGUGUGGAGGAAGGAGUCAGUCUUCAGAAAGGUGGAGGAUGACUGGCAGAUGGUGUACAUAGCUCGAACAGAAGGUUCCUCUAUGGGAAAAAUUAGCUGGAAGUUUGACUUUGCUCUGGCAGGAAUGAAGAUAAAGUCUGUCUCGAUCAUGGCCAGUAGCCAGACCUUCCACUCUGGGAAAGUCUGCUGGCACUUGCAGGCAGGCGAGAUUACUACAGAGUUCUCUGGAGAUGGGAAGAUGCAGUCAUUCCAGAGUCUAUCCGGCUCCUCAGAGUUCACUGUUGUAGCAGGACUCAGUGGUGGAGAAGAGGAGACGUCAUGGCAACACUCUCAGCUCUUCAGACAAAGCUUAAAGGAGACAGAGGAGUCUUCAUUUGAAAUCCUCAUCCACUUAGACAAUGCUUAACAGUUGUUUUAAUUAACAUAAUUGGGUCCCUCGUUUGACAACUAACUUCCUAACUGCUUUGAAAAGUUCUGAGCCUAUUGUUUGGAUGAUAGUUUUUUAUGAUGACAAAUCAGUGGAAUAUUUUAAUUUGUCAGUCUGCCAGGAUAAUUGAAUAUGCAUGGCCUAAUGAUAAAUGAAUGAAGCAUGGAUUUUGUUCCUAUCACAGAGAACAUUUGACUGCUAGCAAAAUAACAAAUAAGACAUGCAGUAUACAAUAUACAGGGUUUUAAAGAUAUAUACAUAGUAUUUGUAAAAUGUGCCCUUCACUGUGAAUGUGUCUGUAAUUUGUGAUACAUGGAGACAUUCCACACAGCAAACUGGGGUUAAUGCCCUUGUCAGCUCAGGUUGCUCCAGUUAUGCUAGUAAUAAACAAUUGUGCCAUUUAUUUUUGGCUAUGGAAUUUGUUCACCUUUCCAUGCCCAGUUACAUCCAUAAAUUGAGUGCUGUUAGUGUGGUGAAAAGUGCUGAAUGUUAGGAAAUAUAUAUGGUAGUAUAAUAAAGAUAUUUUUGCAGUCUG
Molecule: messenger RNA, 2599 nt
Organism: Sander lucioperca (pikeperch)
Lineage: Eukaryota; Metazoa; Chordata; Actinopteri; Perciformes; Percidae
Gene: ngly1
Product: N-glycanase 1
Exons: 12
Coding region: 106-2043 (645 amino acids)
Biological process (GO): glycoprotein catabolic process; protein quality control for misfolded or incompletely synthesized proteins; protein deglycosylation
Cellular component (GO): cytoplasm; cytosol; nucleus
Molecular function (GO): peptide-N4-(N-acetyl-beta-glucosaminyl)asparagine amidase activity
Source: RefSeq, a predicted model, not a curated record